Ostreobium quekettii is the source of this 663-nucleotide messenger RNA. The record is from the annotation of a GenBank genome assembly. NCBI's taxonomy places the organism in Eukaryota, Viridiplantae, Chlorophyta, Ulvophyceae, Bryopsidales, Ostreobiaceae.
AUGCCUCUCAUUUACAGCUUCGUGGCUCGCGGGCCUACCGUGCUCGCCGAUUACACGCCUCAUGGCCUGCACGGCAAUUUCAGCACUGUGGCCGUGGAGUGUCUGCAAAACGUGCGGAAUCCCGAGACCAAGUUCACCAUCAACUGCGACAGACACACAUUCAAUUUCCUCAACGACGAUGACUUCACCUUCCUGGUGGUUGCCGACGAGGGCUACGGCCGCCAGAUCCCCUUCGUGUUCCUGGACCGCGUCGCGGAGGAGUUUCGGUCCAAAUUCGGCGCGAAGGCGCGGGGAGCCGCGGCGGGCAGCCUCGAAAAGCAGUUCGGGCCGCGAUUGAAGCACCACAUGGAGUACUGCGAAGCUCAUCCGGAGGAAAUUUCAAAGGUUGCAGCCGUGCAGAGGAAGGUGGACGAGGUGAAGAACAUAAUGGUCGAGAACAUUGAGAAAGUGCUGGAACGUGGAGAGAAAAUUGAGCUGCUUGUGGACAAGACUGACGACCUCCGCUUCCAGGCUGAGAAGUUCCACAAGACUGGAAAGCACCUGCGGAGCAAAAUGUGGUGGCAGAACUUCAAGAUGAAGAUCAUGCUUUGCAUCAUAAUCAUGGUAGUAAUCCUGAUCAUCGUGUUGCUCAUUUGCUUCCCUGGGGGAGCGUGCAAAAAGUAA